This is a messenger RNA of Hirsutella rhossiliensis, 678 nucleotides long. RefSeq names its product acetyltransferase (GNAT) domain-containing protein. NCBI's taxonomy places the organism in Eukaryota, Fungi, Ascomycota, Sordariomycetes, Hypocreales, Ophiocordycipitaceae. The record is from RefSeq and is a predicted model, not a curated record. The coding region runs from base 1 to 678 and encodes 225 amino acids. The transcript is spliced from 2 exons. Gene Ontology annotation, molecular function: acyltransferase activity, transferring groups other than amino-acyl groups.
AUGGGCUUCGACAUCGCCGUCCCCUCGGCCGACGAGGCCGCCGCGGCGUCCGACAUCCACCUCCGGGCCAUGGACGCCAACCUGCUCACCCAGGCCCAGUUCCCCGGCCCCGCCGCGCGGGAAUUCUUCCGCGGCUGGCUGACGAGGAACACGUUCCAGCACGCCCGCGACGCCGACAAGGGCGUGCUCGUGGCCCGGGACCCGGCGAGCGGCCGCGUGGCCAGCUUCGUCAAGUGGCUCGUCCACGGCCCCGGCGGCGCCGAGGUCGCGGCCCGGGACCUCGAGGGCUGGUCCGACAUCUGCGGCACCGCCGUGCUGCGCUCGUACGGAGAGCUCGCCGAGGCGGCCCGGAGGCAGGCCCUGGGGACGAGCCCCUAUUACCACGUCACCUUUCUCUGCACGGAUCCGCAAUGGGGAGGCCGCGGUGCAGCCACGGCCCUCCUCGGGCGCGUCCAGGAGCUGGCGGCGGCAGACGGCAUGGCCAUCAUCCUCGAGUCCACCAUGGAGGGCGUGCCCCUGUACCAGAAAAUGGGCUUCCGCACCGAGCGCGAGCUCAACAUGACGCUUCCGCCUGGCGCCUCAACCGAGCCCGCCCAGCCUUACGAAGAGCGCUGCAUGGUCUGGACGCCACCCCACGCCCUGGGAGACUUUGGCUCAAAAAGACCGGCCCAGGCCUGA